This is a messenger RNA of Alternaria rosae, 618 nucleotides long. RefSeq lists its product as uncharacterized. NCBI's taxonomy places the organism in Eukaryota, Fungi, Ascomycota, Dothideomycetes, Pleosporales, Pleosporaceae. The record is from RefSeq and is a predicted model, not a curated record. The transcript is spliced from 2 exons. The coding region runs from base 90 to 509 and encodes 139 amino acids.
CACGGUUUGCGCCAGCGAACACACCCCUACAACAGCAGCCUGCUAUCCAUCGUGCUCCCAAAGUUUAUUUCAACAACGAUUCGCCCAAGAUGACCACUCGACCGAACGAGUACCAGCGUGUUGCGUCGCACGGGCGAGGAGGUGCUGGCAACAUCGCAAAGGACGACCCUACCAAUUACCCCAAGCCAGAAGACCUCGUCACCCCAACCCUCAAGUCCAAUACCUACACCACAGGUCGAGGUGGAACUGGAAACAUGGCGCGCAACGAUCCCGAGCGUCCUGAACUUGCGCGCGCUGCUCAAGACGUUGAAAGCAAGCCGCACCCAGAGCCACAAGGCCCCAAACACUACGGUCGUGGAGGUGCCGCCAACAUCAUCGGUGAUGGACAACCUGCGCAACGAAAGAGCGCCGAAGCUAAGCGCAAGAGCGAGGACGAGAAGCGCGAGGACAACGGCAAGGGCCUGCUCGGCAAGGGCAAGGAUUUGUUGAAUAAGUUGGGCAAGAAAUAAGUCUGACCUGUCCAACGGUCAACAUCAUGCUACAGUAUAGCCAUGCAUGAUGCGCUGCCUGCCUGGAGUGGUCGAUGAGGCUUUCGGUUUCUCUUUUACGGUUCAUGAU